GGCAGCCAAUCGCGGCGCGGCGUGGCGCGGAGCUCGGAGCAGAGAUGUCUGCCGCUGGAUGCUGACGGAGCCUCCCGCGGACUCCUGAGGACUCCCUGCGGGCUCCCGCGGGUUCCCGAGCCUCGCAGAGCCCCGGUGUCCCUCCCCGGCCCGGCCCGAUGGAGAACCCCAGAGACCUGGUUGAGCGUCCAUCCAGGAAGAGGCGGGACUCGUUCGGGAUGAUGGACAGUGUGGAGGAGGAGCGCAGCAGCUGCAGCAGUGACUCCAGCGGGGGCAGCGGGGGGUCCAGCCCCGAGGACAGCGAGGACGACGAGUCGGGGGGAGGAGAAGGAGGAGACGGGCUGACGGCGCUCACCCCCUCCUCUUCCUCCUCUUCCUCCUCCUCGCUGACACUCGUCAAAACCAACGGGCAGCUGUACACCUACCCUGACGGGAAGGCCGGCAUGGCCACCUGCGAGAUGUGUGGGAUGGUGGGCGUCCGUGACGCCUUCUACAGCAAGACGAAGCGUUUCUGCAGCGUCUCCUGCUCCAGGAGUUACUCCUCCAACUCCAAGAAGGCCAGCAUCCUGGCCCGGCUGCAGGGGAAACCUCCCACCAAGAAGGCCAAAGUGCUGCAGAGGCAGCCUCAGGUGACCAAAGUGUCCUACGGCCAGUCGGGCCAGCAGGGCUCCAUCAGGAGGAGCGCUCCCGCGGAUGUGUUCGACUGGGGCCGUUACCUUGGAGACGGAGAGGUGGCGGGAGCGCCGGUCAGCUGCUUCAAACACGUCCCGAUGGGGAAGUCGUGGAGCGACAUCAGCGAAGGCGUCAGAGUCGAAGUCCCGAACACUGACAGUGGUCUGUCUAUGAAGGUUUACUGGAUCGCUGGGAUCAUCAAACUGGCUGGUUUCAAAGCCCUGAUGAGGUACGAGGGCUUCGACUCCGACCCCACCAGAGACUUCUGGCUGAACCUGUGCGUCCCCGACAUUCAUCCUGUGGGCUGGUGUGCAGCUGGUGGGAAACCCCUGGUCCCCCCGCAGACCAUCCUGCACAGGUUCACCAACUGGAAGAAUUUCCUCAUCAAAAGGCUGACUGGCACCAAAACUCUGCCCCCAGACUUCAACUAUAAGGUGCAGGAGAGCAUGCAGUUCCCCUUCAAGAAGCAGAUGAGGGUGGAGGUGGUGGAUAAGACUCACCUGUGUCGGACCCGAGUGGCUCUGGUAGAAGAGGUGAUUGGCGGUCGUCUGAGGCUGGUGUACGAGGAGUGUGACGACGGCUCGGAUGAUUUCUGGUGUCACAUGUACAGUCCGCUGAUCCACAGCGUCGGCUGGUCGCGCUCCAUCGGACACCGGUUCAAACGCUCCGAUGUGUCAAAGAAGAUGGACGGCGGUCACAUGGACGCUCCUGGACAGCUGUUUGCUCAGGUGAAGGAGGUGGAUCAGAGCGGGCGCUGGUUUGAAGACGGGAUGAAGCUGGAGGCCAUCGACCCUCUGAACCUGUCGGCCAUCUGCGUGGCCACCGUGAGGAAGGUUCUGGCCGACGGUUAUCUGAUGAUCGGCAUCGACGGGUCGGAGGCCGCCGACGGCUCCGACUGGUUCUGCUACCACUCCACCUCCCCCUCCAUCUUCCCCGCCGGCUUCUGUGAGAUCAACAACAUCGAGCUGACGCCCCCCAGAGGUUACAAAAGUCUUCCGUUCCGCUGGUUUGAGUAUUUGAAGGAGAGUCAGUCUGUAGCUGCUCCAGUGGGCCUCUUCAACAAGGACGUCCCGGACCACGGCUUCCGUCCCGGGAUGAAACUGGAGGCGGUGGACCUCAUGGAGCCCCGCCUCGUCUGCGUUGCCACGGUGACGCGCAUCGUCCACCGGUUGCUACGGAUACACUUCGACGGCUGGGAGGACGAGUACGACCAGUGGGUGGACUGUGAGUCGCCCGACCUUUACCCGGUGGGCUGGUGUCAGCUGACUGGGUACCAGCUGCAGCCGCCAGCAGUCAACACAGGUUGCAGAGACGUCCACUCAGCAGCAGCCAAACAGAGGAAAAAGUCCCAGCAGUACAAAGGACAGAAGAAAAAGAGGAAGCUGCCCGUUGCUAAGCGACCGGUCAGUCUGUCCGGCGCCGUGGUAACCGGCGUCCCACGGAGCCUGUCGGGAGACGAGAACGAGACUCUGCCCGAUUACCCAUCACCCCCUGCUCCCAACAUGGCCGCCCAGCCGGCGUCUGUGGACCCGGACAGCAGCCCGCACAGCGAGGAGGGGACAGGUCUUCAUGUCGCGCCGGCGAGCGGCGCCGUGACCGACGUGUCGACUCUGAGGAACCAGAGCGCAGCGCUGAGCGGCUCCGAACGUCAGUGAACGCCUCACCAGCCAGAUCCAGACUGAUCUACCUGAGCCGCAGUGAAAGCGCCCCCUGCAGGCCGGGAUGGAAACCACGCCCGGCUCAUGCAGUGUGUGUGUGUGUGUGUGUGUGUGUGUGUGUGUGUGUGUGUGUGUGUGUGUGUGUGUGUGUGUGUGUGUGUGGAUGAUGCUGACAGCAGGGGGCGCCGUCACAUUCUGUGUGAACCGUCCCUCACAAACCUCUCCGAGGGCCCGAAAUCUGAAACACACCCGAGGCAGAUUCUACAGAAUUUAUUCAAAAGUGUUUAUUUAAAGCAGACAGUUUUAUCAGACGGACGUUUUACUCACAUGUUUUAUUUAUGAGAGCGGCGGCACAUCCGAAUGUCACAGACUCUUUCGGGUAAAGUCGAGAAACGACUAAAAAAACAAAGAAUGAAGCAAAAAAAAAAAAAAUUUUAAAGCAUAAAAUCACAUUUCAGUUUAUUAACAAAGAAAAAAAAACACAUGAACUUUUUUAUCUGAAAUGUGGAUGUUGUCAGUUUUAAACUCGUGAUGCUGUUUUUAAAAAGGUUUGUUGUUGUUUGUCGUCUUUUUAUAUGUGACUCUUUGUAUCGUGGUGCCGUCUGUGGACGAUAAACAGAUCUGAAAAGCGUUUCUAUGGAGGAUUUGGACAAACUGUGAAGCAGUGUUUGUGUUUUGUACUCAGGGGAAGUGGAAGCAGCUUCCUGUUGGUUUGUGUCGUGUGUCUGUUUGUGGUUUUUACGUGUCGAACGGACAGAAAAAGGUGUUCGGGGGGGGGGGGACGUUUGGAGCUUUGAUGGAUUUACUGCAUGUGUUUUUGGCCGUCGGGGGACAUGAACCUGGUUCGAUCCUAACGAAGCACUUACUGCGACGUGCAAUUUUCUGGCAGCAUGAUUGUAAAGACGUUUAAAUGUUAAAGAAAUCUACUCACUUCACAGUUUUAUGCAAUAAAAUAUUCGAAAAAAAAG
Salarias fasciatus (jewelled blenny) is the source of this 3298-nucleotide messenger RNA. RefSeq names its product MBT domain-containing protein 1-like. Bases 159 to 2327 code for a protein of 722 amino acids. The transcript is spliced from 18 exons. The record is from RefSeq and is a predicted model, not a curated record. Gene Ontology annotation, cellular component: nucleus. NCBI's taxonomy places the organism in Eukaryota, Metazoa, Chordata, Actinopteri, Blenniiformes, Blenniidae. Gene Ontology annotation, biological process: negative regulation of DNA-templated transcription. Gene Ontology annotation, molecular function: chromatin binding; zinc ion binding.